Molecule: messenger RNA, 270 nt
Organism: Paracoccidioides lutzii Pb01
Exons: 2
Coding region: 1-270 (89 amino acids)
Source: RefSeq, a predicted model, not a curated record
AUGGGCCACAGCUCGUAUUCACGUCUCCUUGUUCCAUUCAUGCCGAGGUCAGCCCCGACCUGCUUCCACGCGGGGGUUGGAGAAGCGAAUUCGGAGCGCCAACCAAACAUUCGUCGCAAGCGCUUGAGCACGCUCCGUAAAGGCUCGGCAGCGAGACCAGCGAUGCGCGAUCUGGGUAUCUUGCAGAUAGUUAGUUACCUGCAUGCACUAAUAAUUCAUUAUUUCCUUGCCAACGCACUUGCUAACGACUCCCUGCAUCGUGCUGGUUAA